Messenger RNA from Megalobrama amblycephala (Wuchang bream), 1683 nucleotides. RefSeq names its product ADP-ribosylation factor 4-like. Lineage: Eukaryota; Metazoa; Chordata; Actinopteri; Cypriniformes; Xenocyprididae. Gene Ontology annotation, cellular component: cytoplasm; plasma membrane. The transcript has 6 exons. The coding region runs from base 338 to 880 and encodes 180 amino acids. Gene Ontology annotation, biological process: intracellular protein transport; vesicle-mediated transport. Gene Ontology annotation, molecular function: GTPase activity; GTP binding. The record is from RefSeq and is a predicted model, not a curated record.
CUUCAGCGCUUCAUGAUGUGGCACCGCUGACGUCAUUUCGACCGCGUUGGAGCCGCUGAGAACAGAAGUGUGACGUGUGAAGAAACAGUCGCGUCCAAACUGCGGCACAAAACACACUUCCAACGGGACAGAGGGAAGAAAGAGGGAAAGAAAACAUAAGAAAGCGUUAUUUUGACUCUGCUGAUGUCUGCUGCAGUUUGAGCAGGUUGAUCUGUGAGUUGUGAAGUGCUGGAAGCUGCUGUGCUAAAGCGCUAGCGGCUGUUCCUGAUAGUUUCACUCCUCGAAUAAGUUUGACUUUUACGUUACACUUUUGUUGUUGUUUUCGAGCUGUUUUAACAUGGGUUUGACCAUUUCAAGCGUCUUUUCUCGCUUGUUUGGGAAAAAGCAGAUGAGAAUUCUCAUGGUUGGUCUGGAUGCAGCAGGGAAAACCACAAUCCUGUACAAACUCAAACUGGGAGAAAUAGUCACAACAAUCCCAACUAUAGGUUUUAACGUCGAGACGGUCGAAUACAAGAACAUUUGCUUCACCGUGUGGGACGUGGGUGGUCAGGAUAAGAUCAGGCCUCUUUGGAGACACUACUUCCAGAACACCCAGGGUCUGAUCUUUGUUGUGGACAGUAACGAUCGCGAGCGAGCACAGGAAGCAGCAGAAGAGCUUCAGAAGAUGCUUCAGGAAGAUGAACUGAGAGACGCUGUUCUGCUGGUUUUUGCAAAUAAACAAGAUUUACCAAAUGCAAUGCCCAUCAGCGAGAUGACGGACAAACUUGGAUUGCAAUCACUCAGGAGCAGAACUUGGUAUGUCCAGGCGACCUGUGCGACUCAAGGGACUGGUUUAUACGAGGGAUUAGACUGGCUUUCCGAGCAGCUCUCCAAACGUUAAACUGCACUUCCUGUUCAAGCAGGAUGUGUGCUGUUCCAAAGGACAUGAUUAGUGGAGUUGAUCUGUCAAAGAAGCUGUUCAUGUUUGUUACCAAAAAUUCACCUGCCGAUGUCAAUCUUUGGCUGUGCAUUUUAACAUUUUAUUUUUUUUUGAUUUGUUGCACCUUUGACCUUGACUGACAUUUCUCCCAGAUUCAUUCCUCUUGAUGUAUGUAGCCAAAAAAUAACCUGUAGAUUUGACCACAGUAUGAAAACUACAUUUAAGGAGCUCUUGCAGUAGCCCUGGGUGUUUUGUUACAGUGAGUGUACUGCAGUACACACUAGACACUGUACUGUACUUUUUUUUUUUUUUUUUUAAUUCCGAAAACCUCAUUCCCAGGCUUUUGCAUGCCAUACAUCCAGGAAAACAUUCUCAGAGAAGCAUGCAUUUAAUUAAUAAAAGAUUGUUCUUAUAAUGGCACACUUAGAGAUUGGCAAUGCAUUGAUGUAAGCAUUAGUUUUAACGCUUCUAACAUGCAUACGAUUAUAUUAGGAACUAGUCUGAUGUUGUAAAUAAGCAGCCUUUUUAUGUAUGUAAUCACAGUUGCCUUAAACACGCAUUAGUAUGUGAACGCACUUGCCCGAUCUGCUUUUGACUUACCAUUUAUAUUCAGGACAAACCUGUUCAAAAUGUUUGACAUAAUUAAGUUUUUAUUCACAGCUUUUGAAAAUAUUCAAAUGGAUCAAUGCUAGCUAAUCAUCUAGCUGUUCCCCUUUUUAAAAUGCAUUUAUGAAUAAAAGUGUGAAAUAAAAGUCUGAAAUGCU